Messenger RNA from Fonsecaea monophora, 366 nucleotides. RefSeq lists its product as hypothetical. The transcript has a single exon. Lineage: Eukaryota; Fungi; Ascomycota; Eurotiomycetes; Chaetothyriales; Herpotrichiellaceae. The coding region runs from base 1 to 366 and encodes 121 amino acids. The record is from RefSeq and is a predicted model, not a curated record.
AUGUCAAAGAUUUUUGGAUGGAGCGUAGGCCGGAGUAACACAUUGUUAACUGUUCUUAUUAUAGGGCUGCAGAACCUUUCCUCGAACAUGCUCUGUUAUCGAAAGAAAGGCACUCCCAAGGGCGAGAUUUCCUAUCUUGAGGCAGAGAAGGCCAGGUUGGCUGAGGCUAUCGAAACUGCUGACGCAGCUAAGAAAGGGCUCGAGAAGAAAGUUGAAGGUCUCGAAGGGGAGAGUAUCAGACCGUCUAGCGAGCUUGAACAGGCCAAACCGACCGCACAGACGCGGCUUGAUGAAGUGAAACCUAGUAUCGUUUGGCGGAAGACAAGUGCCUCGCCUCCUGUCCUACCUACGACCAACUCCGACUAG